Pocillopora verrucosa is the source of this 1584-nucleotide messenger RNA. The record is from RefSeq and is a predicted model, not a curated record. NCBI's taxonomy places the organism in Eukaryota, Metazoa, Cnidaria, Anthozoa, Scleractinia, Pocilloporidae.
AUGGUUGCCCAUGCCGAUAUUCUUCUGUGGAAAUGUGCUCAGUUUCGAAACGAAAGUCAAUUCAUCGACGUUCGAUUGAAAGUUGGUGAAGACAUCUUUCCAGCUCAUCGUGUCUUGCUGGCUGCGAAUAGCGACUAUUUCUACGCCAUGUUUACGGAUGGAAUGAAGGAGUCCAACCAGGAAGUGAUCGAGUUAAAAGAUGAAAGCAUUUCACCAGAUGUUUUUAAGAUCAUACUGGACUCUAUCUACACCGGACAUCUUCUUGUCGACAGGGAAUCCGUGACCAAAGUUCUUGCUGCCGCAGAUCAUCUGCAAGUCGCAAGUGUUGUUCAUCAGUGUUGUAAUUUCUUGCUGACAGAGUUCGUCAAGAUUCGUUUCGACUUUGAAACUUACUGUCGCAUCUGGGAAAUCGCGUUGAGCUAUGGGCUGAAAGAUCUUCAAGACACUGCAGAGUAUAACGUGGCUAAGAUGUAUACAGAUGUUUGUGAGAGCGAGAAAUUUUUGACGCACAUAGGUGGAAACCAUUUAGUCAGCCUUCUCAACCGAGAUGACCUUGAUGCACCUUCGGAGACGUUCAUCCUCAAAUCCGUGAUGCAGUGGAUUAACUACAAGAAGGAAGAGAGGAUGGCAGUUGCAGCCAAAGUUAUUGGAGCUGUUCGUCUGGGGCUGGUUGAUAUUAGAGUUGUAAUUGAUGAUCUUAACACCGAGGAGAUGCAACAAAUUCCUGAAAUUUAUAGGCAGGUCUACGAAGCAGCAAUCUAUAGACACAGGCCAACCUGUAAACCUAAGUCUUCAGUGGAGCAAACAAAGCCACGAUCAAAGAGCCCGGUUCUUGUGGCUAUUUUGCCUGAGGAAAGAAUGCAGUACUACGACGUAGAGGCCAAGACUUGGAAGACUUUACCGGUUGCCUCCUCGCAAAUUGGGGCAACUCGGUGUUACUGCGCAGUAUCUGUUGGCGAUAAGUUGAUUGUUGCUGCGGAGGACUCCUUAGGUAACUGCAUGUACCAUUAUGAUACAGAGGCAAAUGUGUGGGAGAGGCAUCUACAUUCAGGUCUUAAUAUCAGUAAAAUAUGUGUUACAGAACAGUAUUUGUAUGCAUUUUAUGCAGGUUGUAACGAGGCCCCUCAAAGGUACAAUUUCGCUAAAUGUCAGUGGCAAACAAUUGCUAAAGUAAGUAACACGAAUAAUGACCGUAGUCGCUUUUUCUUUAUUGAUGUCGCAGUAUUGAAUUCAAAGGUGUAUGCUCUCUAUAACGAAAAAAAUCGACAAUCAGAUUCUUACCAUUGGCGUACAAAGUCAACUGCAUUGCAUUGUUUUUAUCCACAAGCGAAUAGGUGGGAAGUAAAAGCAACAACUUCCUUAAAUCACGUUCAUUCCAGUCUUACUGAAGUGAACAGUAAACUGUUCGUCGCUUGGGGAAAAACAGUGGAAAUGUAUAGCGAAGAAACCAACAGGUGGUCCACUGUUCCACAAACACAUAUUCCUGGUAACAAUCUCAAUGCAGUGGUAAUGGGAGGGAGGGUGUACUUCAUCGUCAAAAACUUUCCAGUUGACAGUGGAAUCGAAUUGCACAUGGGAACCUGA